Messenger RNA from Ornithorhynchus anatinus (platypus), 1649 nucleotides. RefSeq names its product prenylcysteine oxidase 1 (gene PCYOX1). Gene Ontology annotation, biological process: prenylated protein catabolic process; prenylcysteine catabolic process. Bases 58 to 1581 code for a protein of 507 amino acids. Gene Ontology annotation, molecular function: prenylcysteine oxidase activity. The record is from RefSeq and is a predicted model, not a curated record. NCBI's taxonomy places the organism in Eukaryota, Metazoa, Chordata, Mammalia, Monotremata, Ornithorhynchidae. The transcript is spliced from 6 exons.
GGUGGGAGGGGGACGCGGCAGGGAGUGGCGCAGGCGCAGUGGCUGCAGGGCUUUGCAAUGGGCCCAGCUGCUGCUCCUCGACUGGGCCUCCUCCUCCUCCUCCUCUUCCUCCUCUUCCUCCUGCAGGGGGGCGCCGCCCGGGACACCCCCGCCCCGCCGGAUAAGAUCGCGGUGAUCGGGGCAGGCAUCGGCGGCACCUCGGCGGCGUACUACCUCCGACAGAAGUUCGGCAAGGACGUGCAGAUCGAUGUGUUCGAAAAGGGAGACGUGGGGGGCCGCCUGGCCACCCUCGAGAUGGAGGGGCAGGAGUACGAGGCCGGGGGCUCCGUCAUCCACCCCCUCAACCUGCACAUGAAGCGCUUCGUCAAAGAACUAGGUCUCUCUGUCACCCCGGGAGCCGGCGGCCUCAUGGGGAUUUACAACGGAGAGACGUUCGUGUUCGAGGAGAGCAGCUGGUACGUCGUCAACGUGUUGAAGAUCCUGUGGCAGUAUGGACUCCAGUUUCUCCGCAUGCACAUGUGGGUUGAAGACAUCCUAGACAAGUUCAUGAGGGUGUACCGCUACCAGGCCCACGAGUACGCGUUCAGCAGCGUGGAGGGCCUGCUGCACGCGCUGGGCGGGGACGAGUUCACGCGGCUGUUGAACGGCACGGUCCUGGAGGCCCUGCAGAAGGCCGGCUUCUCGCACAAGUACCUCCACGACAUCGUCACGCCCGCCAUGAGGGUCAACUACGGGCAGAGCGCCAACGUCAACGGCUUCGUGGGCGCGGUGUCGCUGGCCGGGGCGGAGUCGGGGCUGUGGUCGGUGGAAGGCGGCAACAAGCUGGUGUGCUCGGGCCUCCUGUCGGCGUCCGGAGCGCGCCUCGUCCCCGGCGCCGUCACCGCCGUCGAAGGGAGGACGCGGAGCGGCCCCACCGGAGGCGCGCCCCCCUCCUACCGGGUGGCCUACGAGACGGCGGGCGGGCCGGCCUCCGCCCUCUACAGCCUGGUCGUGGUGGCCGCCCCCCUCGACCGCCGCAUGGCCAACAUCUCCUUCGUCAACUUCUCGCCCCCCGUCCCGGAGUUCCACCGACACUACCACCAGACGGUGGCCACCUUCGUGCGCGGCCGCCUCAACGCCUCCCUCUUCGGCCGCGCGGCCUCCGGCCGCUUCCCCCUCACGGAGAUCCUCACCACGGACGGGCCCGACCUGUUCAUCAACAGCGUGGGGGCGGUGGCCCCCGUGAGCGGGAAGGGGGCGGCCCCGGCCGGGACGGCCGGGACGCCCUCGGCGGUGUGGAAGGUCUUCUCGCAAGAGCCCCUGAGCGAGGAGCAGAGGGACCUGCUCUUCGCCUCGUACGACGCCGUGCGGGAGCGCCGGUGGCUGGCCUACCCUCACUACCGGCCCCCGGAGAAGUGCCCGCCCGUCGUCCUCCACGACCGCGUGUACUAUCUCAGCGGCAUCGAGUGGGCGGCCAGCGCCAUGGAGAUGAGCGCCAUCGCCGCCCACAACGCCGCCCUCUUGGCCUACCACCGCUGGUACGGCAACACGGAGAUGAUCGACCAAGAGGGGCUCUACGAGAAACUCAGAACGGAGCUCUGAAGCCCCCGACCCCUCACGCCGCUUCUCCCUCUCUCUCCCUCUUCCCCCCCCUCUCCCUCCCCCCCCCG